Messenger RNA from Oncorhynchus tshawytscha (Chinook salmon), 2753 nucleotides. RefSeq names its product Golgi apparatus protein 1-like. The record is from RefSeq and is a predicted model, not a curated record. Gene Ontology annotation, cellular component: Golgi membrane. Lineage: Eukaryota; Metazoa; Chordata; Actinopteri; Salmoniformes; Salmonidae. Bases 160 to 543 code for a protein of 127 amino acids. Gene Ontology annotation, molecular function: fibroblast growth factor binding. The transcript has 4 exons.
AGACUGGACCCCCAGCUACAGAUCCACUGUGCUGAGGAGAUCCCCGGUCUGUGUGCGGAGGAGGCAGUGGCCCAGGAGCAGACAGGUCAGGUGGAGGAGUGUCUGAAGGCCAACCUGUUGAAGAUCAAACAUGACUUGUGUAAGAAGGAGGUGCUGAACAUGUUGAAGGAGAGCAAGGCAGACGUCUUCGUUGAUCCUGUCCUCCACACGGCCUGUGCCCUUGACCUCAAACACCAGUGUGCUGCCGUCACGCCGGGCAGAGGACGACAGAUGUCAUGUCUACUGGAGUCGUUGCAGGAUAAGAGAGUCCGUCUGCAGCCAGAGUGUAAGAAGAGACUCCAGGACCGCAUGGACAUGUGGAGCUACGCUGCCAAGGUCGCUCCAGCAGAGGGUUUUUCAGACCUUGCCAUGCAGGUGAUGACCUCCCCCUCUAAGAACUACAUCCUGUUUAUAAUCUCCCUGGGGGUGAUUGUCCUCUUUCUGGUCGGCCUGCUGUGUGGACGCAUCACCAAGAGAGUCACCAGGGAACUGAAGGACAGGUAGAGAGAGGGGGGAUGAACGGACCUCCCUGGGACAGACGGACCUCCCUGGGACAGACGGACCUCUCUGGGACAGACGGACCUCCUUUGGACAGACGGACCUUCCUGGGACAGACUGACUCCCAAAUGGUACUAUUGCCGAUAUAGUGCACUACUUGUGACCAGAGCCCUGUGGGGUCCUUCACACCUGGACCUGACAUCACAGAACAAUGUCAAUGUUGUCAUCUCCUUGGUCCACUUCAUCAACUGGCUUUGUGUGAGAACUAACUCUAUGGGUCUCUGGUCAGAAGUACUGCACUAUGUAGGGAACAGGGUUCCACCUGAUAGGCAGAAACAGACUGUCUCUUCCAAAGGCCCAAAAAAAAAAAACAGCCCGGGCUUGCCCCAGCCACCUCUGCCCCUCUCCAGCCCCCUACCACCACCCAGAGCCCCAGUCUGGGCUUGCCCCAGCCACCUCCGCCCCUCUCCAGCCCCCUACCACCACCCAGAGCCCCAGUCUGGGCUUGCCCCAGCCACCUCCGCCCCUAUCACCACCCAGAGCCCCAGUCUAGGCUUGCCACCUCCGCCCCUCUCCAGCCCCCUAUCACCACCCAGAGCCCCAGUCUGGGGUCUACCCGUAACCAGCCAAGCUCCACAGAGCCAGAGGAGCCAUGUUAAGACGCCCCCCCGCCCCCACCAGAAACUGAUCCACUCCACUACUACUGAGAAGGUGCCCUGAACCACCUCCUGAAGCAGGAUACUGUUGGUCCUAAAACUGGCCCUGAACCACCUACUGAAGCAGGAUACUGUUGGUCCUACUGGUCCUAAAACUGGCAAUGAACCACCUCCUGAAGCAGGAUACUGUUGGUCCUACUGGUUCUAAAACUGGCAAUGAACCACCUCCUGAAGCAGGAUACUGUUGGUCCUACUGGUUCUAAAACUGGCAAUGAACCACCUCCUGAAGCAGGAUACUGUUGGUCCUACUGGUUCUAAAACUGGCCCUGAACCUCCUCCUGAAGCAGGAUACUAUUGGUCCUAAAACUGGCCCUGAACCACCUCCUGAAGCAGGAUACUGUUGGCCCUAAAACUGGCCCUGAACCUCCUCCUGAAUCAGGCUGUUGGUCCUAUUGGUCCUAAAACUGGCCCUGAACCUCCUCCUGAAGCAGGAUACUGUUGGUCCUACUGGUCCUAAAACUGGCCCUGAACCUCCUCCUGAAGCAGGCUACUGUUGGACCUAAAACUGUCCCUGAAGCUCCUCUUGAAGCAGGCCGUUGGCCAUACUGGUCCUAAAACUGUCCCUGAACCUCCUGAAGCUGGCCCGUUGGCCCUACUGGUCCUAAAACUGGCCCUGAACCACCUGAAGCAGGAUACUAAUGGUCCUAAAACUGGCAAUGAACCACCUCCUUAAGCAGUAUACUGUUGGUCCUAAAACUGGCCCUGAACCACCUCCUGAAGCAGGAUACUAUUGGUCCUAAAACUGGCAAUGAACCACCUCCUGAAGCAGGAUACUGUUGGACCUACUGGUCCUAAAACUGGCCCUGAACCUCCUCCUGAAGCAGGAUACUGUUGGACCUACUGGUCCUAAAACUGGCCCUGAACCACCUCCUGAAGUAGGAUACUGUUGGUCCUACUGGUCCUAAAACUGGCCCUGAACCACCUCCUGAAGCAGGAUACUGUUGGUCCUAAAACUGGCCAUGAACCUCCUCCUGAAGCAGGAUACUGUUGGACCUACUGGUCCUAAAACUGGCCCUGAACCACCUCCUGAAGUAGGAUACUGUUGGUCCUACUGGUCCUAAAACUGGCCCUGAACCACCUCCUGAAGCAGGAUACUGUUGGUCCUAAAACUGGCCAUGAACCUCUUGAUGCUGGCUACUGUUGGACCUAAAACUGGCCCUGAACCUCCUCUUGAAGAAGGCUGUUUGUCCUAAAACUGGCCAUGAACCUCCUCUUGAUGCUGGCUACUGUUGGACCUAAAACUGGCCCUGAACCUCCUCUUGAAGAAGGCUGUUUGUCCUAAAACUGGCCAUGAACCUCCUCUUGAUGCUGGCUACUGUUGGACCUAAAACUGGCCCUGAACCUCCUCUUGAAGAAGGCUGUUGGUCCUAAAACUGGCCCUGAACCUCCUCUUGAAGAAGGCUGUUGGUCCUAAAACUGGCCCUGAACCUCCUCUUGAAGAAGGCUGUUUGUCCUAAAACUGGCCCUGAACCUCCUCUUGAAGAAGGCUGUUUGUCCUAA